AUGGAUUACAUUCAACGUUUGCUUCGGCCAGGAGGAAACCCUCAGUUCCAGCCAAUUCCCGGUUCGUUUCCUGCCACUGAGCCCGAACAAUCCUAUACACCCGAUGCCAGUAUAACAAGAACCUCCUUAGAAAAAGUGGCCAAGACCUGCCUCAAAGUUCCCCUUUUAUUAAUUUACUACGCCCUGGCAGCACUCAUAUCGCUUCUCAGCGUGCUGCGACCUUUGAACAAACUGUGGUCUUUUUACGACCGCAAGAAGAAGAAGACGCUCAAUCAUGAAGACGCCUUGUCAUCUCUUCUGGAAAACUUAAGUGUAGAACACAGUUUCUUGCUGACCAAAAAUUCCAUUGAAGAGACCAGUUUGGAAAACUCGUUCAGCUUUGCUUCUAUCUACGGCACAGAGGACGGAACCCUUACCACGCAUCUCCUCCCUUCUUAUGCGAAACUAUUGCAAUCGACUUCAGCGCAGGGCAAAUUUGGCAUCGUUUAUCUUCACGAUUCGCUGCUAGACAACUGUGGCCACUGUCUAGGAGCUCUAUGCUCUGAAAAAUUCGUCAACAUGGCUCGCAAGUAUGAAGUCUUUAUUUGGAUGGGAGACAUAACCACCCCAGAAGGUCUGCAGGUUGCAAAUGGCUUGAAAGUUAGAAAACUACCUUUCAUCGGACUUCUGGCUCCUAAACCUGGCUACAAAAUACAAGUUAUCGAUACGCUCGAAGGCGAGCACUCGAGUUGCUCUUUGGAUUCCUUCGAGGCUAACAUGGCCAAGUUUUACCCUAGACUCAUCGAGUUGCGUCAACAGCGCCAAAAUAUAGAGCUUCAGAGACUCAUACGUGAACAGCAAGACUCUCGGUAUCAAGCGUCACUCCGGCAGGACCAGGGAAACACUCGCAGAAGGGAGGCCGAAGAGGCCGAUCAGAGAAGACAACAAAAUGAGGUAAGACAAAAACAACAGUGGCUUUCUUGGCGAAGAAAGACCCUCGCUCAAGAGCCGUCAAGCUUCGAAACUUCAUGUAGGGUGGCUAUCCGGAUUGCGGACGUGGGUCGCGUUGUGCGCAACUUUGAUGCCAAUCUUCCAAUCGAGGAGAUCUACGCAUUUGUAGAGCUAACCCGUCUGGGUCUGCUCAAUGAUUCGCCUGAUGCAAAUCAAACAGAGAGCAGAAAGCCUGAUUACGAAUACAAGUAUCCGUUCCAACUCAGAACGCCCGUACCGAGAGUCGAUUUGGACCCACAGUCCACAAUCAAAGACGUCGAUGAGAUCUACCCAUCAGGCAACAUCGUCAUGGAGUUCAUUACUGCAGAUUGA
Lachancea meyersii CBS 8951 is the source of this 1302-nucleotide messenger RNA. The record is from the annotation of a GenBank genome assembly. Lineage: Eukaryota; Fungi; Ascomycota; Saccharomycetes; Saccharomycetales; Saccharomycetaceae.